Messenger RNA from Stegodyphus dumicola, 2880 nucleotides. RefSeq names its product cryptochrome-1-like. Gene Ontology annotation, cellular component: cytoplasm; nucleus. The record is from RefSeq and is a predicted model, not a curated record. NCBI's taxonomy places the organism in Eukaryota, Metazoa, Arthropoda, Arachnida, Araneae, Eresidae. Gene Ontology annotation, biological process: entrainment of circadian clock by photoperiod; circadian regulation of gene expression. Gene Ontology annotation, molecular function: deoxyribodipyrimidine photo-lyase activity; DNA binding; FAD binding.
AAAACCUUUAAUGAUCCUGGUAAUUUAGUUUUGGUUAUUGGUACAGCACCGACCGAAGAAGAAUAUGUCAUCAACAAACUCCAGGAUUCUGGUGUGACUACGCUUCCUAGAGUGAUAACCUCUGAAAUAAAUUCCCAAUAACUGCAAUCAUGAAUACUACUCAGAAGAUUCAAGGCAAUAGCAUACAUUGGUUUCGCAAGUGUUUGAGGCUACAUGAUAAUCCGGCUUUAGUUGAAGCAGUGAAGAAUGGCAAUUAUUUUUGGCCAAUUUUUAUUUUGGACCCAUGGUUUGUGAAAAAUAUGAGAGUAGGUCCUAACAGAUGGAGAUUUUUGAUGCAGUCUUUAGCAGAUCUUGAUGCCAGUUUACAAGAAUUUAAUUCAAGAUUGUUUGUUAUUCGAGGCAAUCCUAUGGACGUUUUACCUGAGGCAGUAAAGAGAUGGAAUAUAAAGCUUUUAACAUAUGAGCACGAUACUGAACCUUAUGCAAAACAGAGAGAUGAAGACAUUGAUAAAAUGAUGGAAAAAUUAAAUGUUAUAGUCACAAAAGGCUACACUAACACGCUGUAUUCACCGGAGCAAAUCAUUGAUUAUAAUGGUAAGGUGCCUCUGACAUAUCAGUCUUUUCUGAAAAGUGUAGAAAAAAUAGGAUUACCUGCAAAACCAGUUCCUUCUUUUGAUAUGCUUAAAGAACUGAAAAUUGCAAAAGGUGCAAGUACACUUAUAGAUAGUGAUUAUGAAGAGAAGUAUGCCGUACCAACAUUAGAAGAAUUAAGAGUAAAUCCUGAAAUUCUUUAUCCUUGUUUAUAUCCAGGGGGUGAAUCAGAAGGUAUGAAGCGUCUUGAACAUGUGCUUCAGGAUGAGGAAUGGAUAUGUAAAUUUGAAAAACCAAAUACAUCUCCAAAUUCUCUAUCACCAAGUACAACUGUUUUAAGUCCUUAUGUAAAGUUUGGAUGUCUUUCUGCUAGAACAUUUUAUUUCAAGAUAAGAGAAGUAUACAUGAAGAGCAAGCAUGGUUACAGCAAACCUCCUGUUUCUCUUCAUGGUCAGCUUUUUUGGAGAGAAUUUUUUUACACUGUUGGAAGUGCUACACCUUAUUUUGAUCAGAUGAUAGGAAAUCCUAUUUGUAAGCAGAUUCCAUGGAAAGAAAAUAAAAUGCUUCUUGAAGCUUGGGAAAAUGCUCAAACUGGUUACCCCUUUAUUGAUGCUAUUAUGACACAAUUAAGACAAGAAGGGUGGGUUCAUCACUUGGCGAGGCAUGCAGUUGCCUGUUUUUUGACACGUGGUGAUCUCUGGGUCUCGUGGGUUCAUGGGAUGAAGGUUUUUGAAGAGUUACUUUUGGAUGCUGAUUGGAGUUUAAAUGCUGGAAAUUGGAUGUGGCUUUCUUGUAGUGCUUUCUUUCAUCAGUAUUUCCGUGUUUACAGUCCAAUUGCAUUUGGGAAAAAGACAGAUAAGAAUGGUGAUUAUAUAAGAAAAUACAUACCAGUUUUAAAAAGGUUUCCUCCUGAAUAUAUCUAUGAACCGUGGAAAGCUCCAAAAAAGCUUCAAGAACAGUUAGGUUGUGUAAUUGGAAAAGAUUAUCCUGCUCGUAUUGUGGAUCACGAUGAAGCUCGAGUUCAGAAUCUCAGACUGAUGGAUGCUGCAUAUAAAGGAAAAAGUGGAAAUGCCAGUGCUGAAGUUAAAAUCAGUGCACCAGAUUUGAAAAAUAGUAGAACUUCAAAGCCAGAAUCAGAACUUCCUCCAGUAACACAGUCUUCUAAAAGACAAAGUUUGGAAAGAAAAAGUGAAGGAGAACACAGCAAAUUUUCAAAAAAAAAAGUUAAAGAAUCUCUUUGUAAUGUUCGAAAAAGAUGCAAAGAAUCUGAUAUUAAAAAGUACUUCAUUAAAAAAAACUAAAAGUUGAUGUUAUGCUGUAAGUUUUUAUAAAAUGUAUGAAAGUGAAUGUUCAUAUAUGUAAAAACGUAUUUUAGAACCAGCUUGCUCGUAUUGCAGAUUAAAACUAUGAAUAAGUUUUUCAUCUCCAGUGUAAUAAAUACACUUUAAAGUUUGCACAUUUAAAUUUAAAUGUGAAAUGAAGUUGCUUUUUAUGUGAAUCAUUUGUUCAAAAAUACUAUUAUUAACAUACAAGCUGAAUUUUAAAAGUUUUAAAGAUAGAUUUUUUUACCAACCUGUCUUUCAGAAUCAUAUGUUCAGCCUAGUAGAUUUUUUCUGCAUUCUUAGUACUUCGAUGCCCACCAGCAGCCUAGUGAUAAAAUCGCUAAAUGCUGGUAAUUCAAUCCAAGUUUAAAUCCUGGUAAGUGAGCUGGAUACAUGGAAGUUUUUUUUCCUUGUAUUAUGGGAAUAUGAGCUAGUAUCUCAUAGAAAAUCCUCUUUGAAGGCAUUCUUACCCUUAGCCAGACAGCUUCUGCAUACCUUGCCAUAAUCUAAUGUAAUUCCUUAAAUAAAACCCCCGGUGAAGUUAAAAAUUAUAUAUAUAUAUAUUUGUUACAGAAAAUAAGAGAAAUACUGCAAUGAUUCAUACUAUGAUGUAUGAUGCCAGUCUCUAGUUCCGUCCUUAAUAAAUGAAUAAAUUAUUUUUUAGUUUGUUUUUAAAAUUUUGAAUGCUGUCAAUUUAAGUAGAAGAUUUUACAUAUCGAUUAGUAACUCUGUAAAUCUGCAUUUUUAUACCAACAUUUACUGACUGAAAACAUAUUAACCAUCUUUUUUCCCAUGUUUUAUGUUAUUUAACAUAAGUAAAUUAGGUUCUUUCUUAAUAGAUAUUCAUGACUAAACUCUCAUUAAGUGACAUUUUGCUAUUUAUGAACAUUGACUAAAUUUUGCAUUUUUAAUCAAAAAUAUUUGAAUAAUGUACUUUGAUAAUGAAAAUUAAAUUUUUUUUAGUUAA